Rhinocladiella mackenziei CBS 650.93 is the source of this 525-nucleotide messenger RNA. RefSeq lists its product as uncharacterized. The transcript has a single exon. Gene Ontology annotation, molecular function: FMN binding. NCBI's taxonomy places the organism in Eukaryota, Fungi, Ascomycota, Eurotiomycetes, Chaetothyriales, Herpotrichiellaceae. Bases 1 to 525 code for a protein of 174 amino acids. The record is from RefSeq and is a predicted model, not a curated record.
AUGCCGAUCUUGAUCACCUACGCCACUUCUCGUGGUUCAACAAGAGGUGUUGCUGAACGGAUUGCCUCACGCCUCCAUGCUAAUGGCUUUGCCGUCGACUGCCGACCCGUUGACCACGUCUACAGUGUCGAAAAUUAUAAUGCCGUGAUCCUGGGCAGUGCAGUUCAUUCACAAAAGUGGCUCCUGGACGCCCAGAGAUUUCUCGACAUUGAAGCCAUGGGACUUCAAAUGAGACCCAUGUGGGCGUUCAGUGUGAGUAUGGCCCCUGCAGGUGUUCCAAGCUGGAUGCGAGAGAUGGCUGUGAAGAGAGACCGGAAGUCCAUCGAGGAAGCCGUGACGAGGAAGGUACCAAAGCUCCGAGGCCAUCGUUUGUUUGCCGGAAAAGAUGAUGGAUCCACCAUACCCUCACCGGUUCGGGGACUAUACAGCUGCAUUGGUGGAAGAUUUGGAGACAUGCGAGACUGGGAUGAGAUUGACGCUUGGGCGGAUCAGAUUGCGAAGGAAUUGACGAUGGAAUCUCCAUGA